AUGAUUAAGAAAACCUAUUAAUAGUUGAAAAAUAUUUGGAAAUUUUUCUAUAAUGAAAAAUUAAAAUUCAUUGAUGAGAUUGAAGAAAAAAUAUCAUUGAAAAUACAAUAGCAUCAAGCUAAAUAUGAAAACUCAUUUAAAAGACAAAUAAGAAUCACACAAUUAAGAAUUUGUAUACGAUACCUAAUUGGGGGAAUGUUGAUUACUUCUGCAAGUUUAUUUUUUACAGAUAAAAUUCAUGAUCCAAAUAGACCUAUGGAUAUAAGUAUUGAAUUAUUAGAAUGCGCAAAUGAUUUGGAUGAACGAACAUACUUUGCUUUUGAUGAUCUAAUUAGAAAAGGAUAAGAAUUGAAAACUUUAGAUGUCUCUUCUUAUUGUGCCAUAGGACAUCUGUUGGCUAGCAUUAAUUAAAGUGAGUUUUCAUAAACAGCUUUUUAUUUUGCUCAUCUAAAAAACCAUAAAGAAAUUAGAGCUAAUUCUGAUUUACAAUUUGAAACAGUCACAAAAUCAAAAUCAGGAGGAGCAGAAGGAUAAUGA
Molecule: messenger RNA, 537 nt
Organism: Paramecium sonneborni
Lineage: Eukaryota; Ciliophora; Oligohymenophorea; Peniculida; Parameciidae
Source: the annotation of a GenBank genome assembly